GCCAUUGCCAGGCAACUCCCCGGCUUGCCCGGGGGGACGCGCACCCACACUCAUCCACUCCCCACCUCCGCUGCCCGCCCUGUGCGCGCUCGCGCGCCCCUUUUGCGCCCCUCCCCUCUCCUCCACUCCGCCCCACCUCUCUCCUCGCCCCCUUCUGUCUUCGAGGUGUCCUCGCCUCCCCACCGCCGCCUCGUCAUCUCCUCUGCUGCAGCCUGGGCCUUUUUCGCAGCCAGGUAGCCCGGGCGCUUUCCAAGAGAUCACACGUGGCCGCUUGCCACAUAUGCUGGAUAGUGCCGGUCCCUUCGUGUGAGACCCCUGGCUGCCCCAUCCUCCCCGCCUCCCACUUCCCUCCCUUUCUAUCUCCUCUCCCGGGCUCUCCUUGUGAUCUGUUUCAGAGGAGAAGGCCACUCUGAAAGCCGGCGGUUGUCAUGAGUGACCACUCCGAUCUGGACAGUGCCGAUGAGUAUCCAUCCAAGCGCCCCCGCCUCUCUCUGGGUGAUCCGCGCCAGGCUCCGGCCCAGUUGGCCGGGCUUCGGGGAUUACUUGGCGGGCUGCGCCCGUCGGUUGACCCUGCCCCGGGUAGCUCAGCUCCUCCUAUUGUCUUUCUCUCGGGCGCCAGCCCAAUGCCCCCGACACAAACCCCUCCCUCGGGACCCUCGGCUCGUGACCUCCUGUCGCUGGCUGCAGCUGCCUCAACAACCGAUGUCCCGGCUGGCAGUCCCCUUCUGAUGACCACCGGUUCCAAUGCCCCCAUCACAGCUCUUGGACCAUCCUUCCAAGGCUUAUCGGCUCGGACCCCGGCCUCCAGCACCGGUCUGGGCAAUGCCCUGGCCGGGCGCCUGCCCUUCUCACUUGGUCGGACAUCUGCAUCGCCGACCGUCGCAACCUCCUCUUCCCCCCCGGUACCAGGAGUGGGAAUUGGCGCUUUUGGCCGAGCCCCUCCGGCGGCCAUGGCACGCCUGGCACCUCUAUCCCUCUCAUCCAUGGCUCCCACUACCCCGUCAGCCAGCAUGGCUGCCGAAGGUGGUGAUCGUGGCAAAGGCACCAGCCCCCUCCUGGGAUCUACCCCGGGAUCUGACAGCCAGUCUGGCGUAUCCCCUCUGAUGCCGGCGAUUCUGCCGGCCCCCAGUCCCUCCACCCCGGGGAGCAUCCACUCUUCGCCCCUGGCGACUCCGCCUCCGGGAGUCCUGCUCCCUUCACCUGGCGAGCCGAUCCCCCCCGCCGGAGCCUUGCCCCCGACGCCCACUGAUCCGGCGGUUUUGCCGGCCACCGGGAUGGUGGCCAUCAAAAGUGAGUUCCCGGCCUCUGGUGGCAGUGCUGACGGCCUGCUCAGCGGCAAUUUGACCGACCUUGGCAUGGAUGUCCUCCCUUUGGCACAAGUGCUGUCGCUGUCGGGAAGAUCCCUCCUCGAGCCGGGGAUACCUUCGACGGGGCCGGCCUCAGCCGCCAAGAUCAAGUCUCUGCCCACCUCGCUGGCUGAGGCCACGGUCCUGUCGCCGUCAGUCGCCACAGCGGAUGGCCCAUCCUCAAUGCGGCCGGGUCUCGGCGCGUCGCUUGCAGCUCGGACACCGGACACCUCGUCGCCUUUGUCAGCCCCGUCCCCCGGUCCGGCCGGCCUCAGUCCGGGUCUUGGUGCCAGCAUCCCCAGCCCCGGGCCGGGUCGCAGCUCGGUGUCACCAUCUCCCAUGGCCACUUCGGCCGCGGCUGCCGCUGCGCUGUGCACCACCCCUUCUGGAACGUCUGGGGACUCGUCCCUCCUGGCAGAUGGCGUGACGCCGGACUUCCCCCCGCCGCCGGUGCAACGGCUCCGCACUGGUGGCCGGGCCGCCAGCUCCAGCCCGGCCACCAUGUUUACGCCUGGCACCCUGUCCCCGCGUAGCUCGCCGGCGGUCUUCCCGGUGGAUUUCUGCCCGGCCGGCCCGGCAUGCAAGCUGCUCCUGGCCGUUGGAACCCCAACCUCCCGGCGGACCCCAAAGCCCCGGAAGUCCCGAGCCAAGGAGUUCGUCUGGCCCCCAACGAAGCCUCCUCCCCCGCCACCACCCCGGGCGAAGGAUGCUCCCAAGAGCCGGCUGCUGAUCCGAAAUGAGGUGACCGGCGAGGAGGUCAUUGCCCAUGGGAUAGGCAACAAGUACUUUCGUGCGACCGAUGUGGACGCCGAUCCGGAGGGGGUCGUCUACAAGAGUGACAUUGCCCCGCUGCGGCCCAACAGUCCGGCCGGAUCGCUGCCCCCCUCACCUGGGUUUGCCUGUUUGGCCUCCUCCUCCUCCUCCUCCUCCUCCUCGGCCUCUCCUUCGCCCUGCUCGUCAUCCCCCUCGCCGAGCCCCUCGCCUGCCUCAUCUCCCUGUCCAGCGGGCGGCGAGUCGCCGGCUGCUUCUCCUUCACAAAUGCUGUCUCCUGCCAGCGCCGGCGCUGGCACUCCUAACACCGGCAGCGGCAUGGGCCCUGGCCCUGGUGCCGACAGUGCAAAAACCCCAGGCACUCCGGAAUCCCUUGCCGAGGACCUCUGCCCGCACGUGGUCGGCAUCGAGCGCCGGUGGGAUACCCUUGAGCACAAUGGCGUGGUUUUCCCGCCUGCCUACAUUCCUCACAAUGUUCCACUCAUCUACGAUGGCCAGCCGAUCUCUCUGGACCCGAUGGUCGAGGAGGUGGCCACCUUCUUCGCACUGGAGCUGAACACCGAGUACGGCCAGAGCGAGGUCUUCCAGCGGAACUUCUUCCGGGAUUUCCUGACCGUCCUUCGGGACUCGGAGGAGGUCCUCCAGCGGAAGUAUCCCAUCUCUCAGUUCGAUCUGUGUGACUUUUCACGCAUCCAUCAGCAUGUGAUGGCCGAGCGCCAGGCGCGGGCCACGCGAAGCCCCGAGGACCGGGCCCGCGAGCGCGAGCGUCGCGAUGUCGAGGCCGAAACCUACGGCUGGUGCCUGCUGAAUGGCCAGCGCGAGCCGGUGGGGAACUUCCGCAUCGAGGCUCCUGGGCUGUUCAAGGGCCGCGGCAACCACCCACGCACUGGCACCCUCAAGCGACGCAUCUACCCGGAACAGGUCAUCAUCAACAUCAGCGAAGGGGUGCCUGUGCCACCGCCGCCCGUUGGCCAUCGUUGGGGCAAGGUGAUUCACAACCCGAAUGUCUCGUGGCUUGCCGCCUGGACCGAGAACAUGACCGGCACGCUGAAGUAUGUCUGGCUUGCGCAAAAGUCCUCGGUGCGCGGUCGCAACGACCUGACGAAGUACGACUUUGCCCGGGGGCUCGGGGCGCACAUCGAUCGCAUCCGGAAAUCCUACACUCGGGAGCUUCGGGCAUCGGACUAUUCCAAGCGCCAGCGCUCGACCGCCCUCUACUUCAUCGAUCGGCUGGCUCUGCGUGUGGGUGCGGAAAAGGACACCGAGGAGCAGGCCGACACGGUGGGCUGUUGCUCACUGCGUCUUGAGCAUGUUACCCUUCGGGCGCCGGCCACGGUGGUGCUGGACUUCCUUGGCAAGGACUCCAUGCGCUACUUCAACGAGGUGACCGUCACUCCGCGUGUCUUCCAAAAUCUCCAGGAGUUCAUGACCACCCCGACGAAAAAGGGUCCCAAGGGGCCUGGGGAUCUGCUUUUUGAGACCCUGACGCCGGCCAUCAUCAACACCAAACUCUCCACCUACCUCCCCGGGCUCACGGCCAAGGUCUUCCGCACAUUCAACGCCACAACCACCUUCGAGCGGGAGUUGGAGAAAAACACGCAAGAGCUUCUGUCACAAAGUCGGGCAUCUCGGCGGGAGCCUACCGUGGCGGAACUGGUGCUGGCCUACAGCCAAGCCAACCGCGAGGCAGCGAUCUUGUGUAACCACCAGCGUACCGUGCCCAAAGCCAUGGAUUUGGCCCUACAGCGGCAGGUGGAUCAGCUGCUGGUGCUGCGCUACCGGCGCCGGCGUCUGCGCCUUCUGGCCUACGAGCAGGUGGGCGUCCGUGCGCGCAUCGACAAAUACCUCCAACGCCCGGAGGAGGACUUCACCGAUGCCGAUGUUCCCCGAGCCGAGGCCCUGCUUCGGGAGGAGGCCCAGCGCCGGGAGAAUACCCCCUCCAAGGAAACCCCCUCCCCGGCACCGGCAGAGCCUGGCACGGAAGAGGAUCUCGGCGCCAUCGGUCUCCCUGGACCCGAGGCCACGCUGGAGGACUUUGUCAAGGUGGCCAUUCCAUUGAAUCAAAAAAUCGAGCGCAUCCGCCUGGAUGUGGCCACCAAGAUGGAAGGCCGCCAUGCAUCUCUCAGCACCAGUAAGGCCAACUACCUGGAUCCGCGGGUGACGGUGGCCUGGAGUCUGCGCCACGGCGUGCCGCUGGACAAGGUUUUCCCCAAGACCGUACGCGAGCGCUUCGCCUGGGCCACCGACCGACCGGAUCGGGAGUUCAAAUUCUGAAACCGCGGGCCCGUGUCGGGGAGAGCCGCUCUCCUUCCCGUUGUGCGAGUGCAUUCGUGCUUGCGCGGGCAAAGAAAGGCACACCCACAUCCUGUUCAUGUGAUGACCGAAUACAUUUUCACAGAGACCUCCGUGUGCAAUAUCCACUGCCACCGGUCGUGUCCCGCCCUCUGCC
Molecule: messenger RNA, 4566 nt
Organism: Fonticula alba
Lineage: Eukaryota; Rotosphaerida; Fonticulaceae
Exons: 4
Coding region: 429-4391 (1320 amino acids)
Biological process (GO): DNA topological change; chromosome segregation; DNA replication
Cellular component (GO): chromosome; nucleolus
Molecular function (GO): DNA topoisomerase type I (single strand cut, ATP-independent) activity; DNA binding
Source: RefSeq, a predicted model, not a curated record